AUGGGCAACCAAGCACCGACAGCAACGGGAAAGGUGGAGGUUACGGGCCUGUGGGUGUACCCCGUCAAGUCGUGCCGCGGCAUCGCGCUGGACGAAGCCCGCCUCAACAAGUACGGUUUCGAACACGACCGCGAGUGGAUGGUCGUGACCGAGCAGGCGCGCGACAACCUGCGCUCCUUCGUCACUCUCCGCCAGAUCCCUCGCAUGGCCCUCGUCGUGCCUCGCUUCGAGGAUGAGCACCUGUGCCUCGACGCGCCGGGGAUGGACACCCUUCGCAUACCGUUGGCCUACUCGGCAGAGCACGACAAGGCCGAUCACGAGCAGGUCCGACUGUGGAGCGCGACGGUGCCGGUCGUCGAUGAGGGCGCCGAGGCCGCCCAGUGGCUGUCCACCUUCCUGAAGAAGCCGCUCAGAUCACUGACCCUGAGGUUGGUGCGAAUGACGAAGGACUUCUCCCGACGAGUUGAUCCCGACUGGUCAGUGCCGGGCGUGGAGAGCAUCACCUCCCUGACCGACUGUCAGCCCUUUCUCGUAGUCUCGCAGGAGUCCCUUGACGAUCUUGUGGCGAGGGUCGAACAGAUAGCCAGCGAGAACGGCGAAGAGGCUGUACACAUCACCAUGGACCGCUUCCGCCCCAACAUUGUGGUCCGCGGAGCAGGGAAGCCGUUCGCUGAGGACUUUUGGCGAAAGCUCAAGAUUGGAGGGGUGGAGUUCCAUGUGGCCCAGCCCUGCGACCGCUGCAUGCUCCCACGCGUGGACCCGGUCUUGGGCGAGCUCGGCAAGCACGAGCCCACGCGCUCGCUGACCACCUUCCGCACGCGAAACGGGAAGCAGUACUUUGGCCAGUACCUCCUGCACACCAGCUACACCGGGAGCAUCAAGACUGGACAGGAGGUGGAAGUCGUGGAACAAGCGGAUGAGUCGAACCUUGACACCUUGUGA
Molecule: messenger RNA, 942 nt
Organism: Acanthamoeba castellanii str. Neff
Lineage: Eukaryota; Discosea; Longamoebia; Acanthamoebidae
Product: molybdenum cofactor sulfuraselike protein 1, putative
Exons: 8
Coding region: 1-942 (313 amino acids)
Molecular function (GO): catalytic activity; molybdenum ion binding; pyridoxal phosphate binding
Source: RefSeq, a predicted model, not a curated record